AUGUUAAUGGAAAGUAACGCAAAUUUUCCUAAUAAUUUCGAUGAUUUUGAUCCAGUUUUAUUAUACGCAGAGUCAAUUGAAGGAUCGUCACAAGAAUUAGUUACAGUUUCGAAGCAAAGUGCAAAAGCGUACCUAGUAAGAGAAGGCUUGUUGAACCGAGAAGAUUUAAAUAGACCUUUAGUAUUAUACGUUGGUGAAUUGGAAUAUAAUAAAGGGUUACAAUUCUUUAAAGCCGCAGCCGACUUCUUGGUGGAAAUGGAUGCAAAAUUUAUCAUCAUGGGAAAGAAUAGUAAUUAUCCUUUAGAAAUCUUAAAUAAAUUAUCCGAAAACGCACCUAAUCAUGUUAUCAUAAUAGAUAAUUUAGAAUUUCAAAAAGAGUGGGGUAUAUUGUAUAGGGUUGCUUCUGAUAUCUUUUUUAUGCCAAGUUUCAUGGAAAGUUUUGGUUUAUUUGCCGCAGAAGGGUUAUUGUUUGGUACGCCUGUGGUUAGCAAUUGUGUUGGUGAUUUAAAAGAAUUUUUAGUUAAUAAAGCUAAAAACGAUGAUAAUUUUAAAAUUGAUUAUAACUCUUAUCUAUUUGAAUUGGUUGAUAAUCAAAUGAUUGGUUUGUCGAUAGACAAUAUGAAGUUGGCUUUAUUAGAAGCAAUUAAUGAUUGGAAAAGGAUGAGCAAAGAUAUCAGAGUAAAAGAAAUCUUCUUGAGAAAAUUAAUUAAAGAUGCUUUUAAACUAAGUUGGAAUCGUUUUGAAGGUCCUGUUGAACAAUAUUUAAAAGUUUAUAGAAAAGCAAUGUUGCAGGUUCGAGAUAAAUUAGAAGAAGGAUUAAAUGAUUGA
This is a messenger RNA of Funneliformis caledonium, 828 nucleotides long. NCBI's taxonomy places the organism in Eukaryota, Fungi, Glomeromycota, Glomeromycetes, Glomerales, Glomeraceae. The record is from the annotation of a GenBank genome assembly.